Dichomitus squalens LYAD-421 SS1 is the source of this 273-nucleotide messenger RNA. RefSeq lists its product as uncharacterized. Lineage: Eukaryota; Fungi; Basidiomycota; Agaricomycetes; Polyporales; Polyporaceae. Bases 1 to 273 code for a protein of 90 amino acids. The record is from RefSeq and is a predicted model, not a curated record. The transcript has 2 exons.
AUGACUGACCGGAACCACGUCGGCACCUAUGUCGCGCAUGUGAUCACUGACCCUCGUACUCUCGACCGCGCCGUGAUUGUAUGGGAAGACCUGCUAACGCGUCAUGAGGUGCUCGAGAUCGGGGCUCGCUUUUUAUCUGUGGAGGACCUGCCGACCGAGCAACCCGUUGCCACCCCAGAGGAGCUGGUAGCCGCCAUGGCGAAGGGGAGAGCAGAACUGGAGCUGGACCCUACCAGCAAGUCGGGAGGCCUCAAGCUUUACCCAAACGAGUAA